This is a messenger RNA of Rhineura floridana, 1795 nucleotides long. RefSeq names its product ras related dexamethasone induced 1 (gene RASD1). The record is from RefSeq and is a predicted model, not a curated record. Gene Ontology annotation, molecular function: GTPase activity; GTP binding. Bases 134 to 970 code for a protein of 278 amino acids. Lineage: Eukaryota; Metazoa; Chordata; Lepidosauria; Squamata; Rhineuridae. The transcript is spliced from 2 exons.
GCUUCUCGCUAGCUCAACUGACCCGAGCCUCUUGGCGUUCUUUGCUCGACGCGGGAGCCGCCUGCCUGCCUCUCUGCCUCCCUCUGCCUCUCUCUGCCCCCGUCUCCUCUUUGUCGCCUCUCCUCGCCUCCCAAUGCGCCUGGCGGAGAUGAUCAAGAAAAUGGGUCCCAGCGAGUCAGAGCUCAACAUCCCGGCCAAGAACUGCUACCGGAUGGUCAUCCUGGGCUCGUCCAAAGUGGGCAAGACGGCCAUCGUCUCCCGCUUCCUCACCGGCCGCUUCGAGGACCAAUACACGCCCACCAUCGAGGACUUCCACCGCAAGUUCUACAGCAUCCGCGGGGAAGUUUACCAGCUCGACAUCCUGGACACGUCGGGCAACCACCCCUUCCCGGCCAUGAGGCGCCUCUCCAUCCUCACAGGAGAUGUCUUUAUUCUUGUCUUCAGCCUGGACAACCGUGACUCCUUCGAGGAGGUCCAGCGCCUGAAGCAGCAGAUCUUGGAGACCAAGUCCUGCCUGAAGAACAAGACCAAGGAAAGCACUGACGUUCCCUUGGUCAUCUGUGGGAAUAAAGGCGACCGCGACUUCUACCGCGAGGUCGGCCCUCGAGAGAUCGAGCAGCUGGUGGGCCAGGACCCCAAGAAGUGUGCCUACUUUGAGAUCUCGGCCAAGAAGAACAGUACCUUGGACCAGAUGUUCCAGGCACUCUUUGCCAUGGCCAAGCUGCCUAGCGAGAUGAGCCCUGACCUUCACCGGAAGGUGUCCAUCCAGUACUGUGACCUUUUGCACAAGAAGGCACUCAAAAGCAAAAAGCUGUUGAAGGAAGGCUCUGGAGACAGCGGCGGGGAGGCCUAUGGCAUCGUGGCUCCCUUCGCCCGCCGGCCAAGCGUCCACAGCGACCUCAUGUACAUCAGGGAAAAAGCCGUCCGGGGUGGGCAAGUCAAGGACAAAGAACGCUGUGUGAUCAGCUAAGACUCCCCUGCCGCGAAGACCUUCCCGGCUGAGAUGGGAAGGCUCUUGUUUACUGUCAAAAUGCUUGCCAGCCUGUGCGGUCAGGUGGCCUCUCUGCCAAGGGUGGCCUCUCCCACGUCAAAGGGCACAAUACCUCCUAGCUCUUUUCUGGGGACUUGUUUCCAGCUGCUCCCCUUGAUUUUUUCAUUAAUUUUUGGAGGAGGAGGUCAAGAUUUGCCAGUGGGGGCUCCCUGGCCAACGGACAGACUUGAGAGCAGAAUGGAGAGAGAGACUAAAAGAAAGAGGGGGGCAAAAAAACUUUGGAGGAAGGAGAGAUUCCCCCCCUCGUUGUCUCUCUGCAUUGUAUUUUGUCUUUAAAAGACUUUGGGUUUUUCAAGGGGUGGUGGGAAACAGCCAAUAAAGGACUGUGAAGGGUCUCUCAAGGUUGUGUAUAUGAACUUUCUGUGUGCCCUCGUCGUAGGGCACAUCACGAAGAAUCUACAUUUGCUGCUGAAAAUGCCUGCCAGGACAUUGCCUUGCCUUUCCCCCCCCCCGCCCCUUUCCUGCCUCAGUUGUGGGAAUACAAGGGGCUGGUUGUGUGUGUGAAGCUGUUGGACAACGUCUCCUGUUUACAUUGGCCUUUCUCUGUCUUGAUUGUUGUUCAUGUUUUGCAAGAAGAGAAAAUUGCAUUCAAGCAAACAGGCACUUUACAUGUAGAGGUCUCUGGUCCAUGGACAUGAACAAAACCUUAGCGAAGUGUUUCUACAAUGUGUGAUGCUGGUUCAUUUUUUUGUUUUGGUUUGUUAAUAAUUUUUUCUACAAAAAUAAAACUUUUGAAAAUAACAA